AUGGCUCUCUGCUACCCCAUGGCUGUGGGCCUCAACAACAGCCACAAAAUGACAAAGAAUGUGAGCAAGCCGAGGCACAGCCACUGCCACAGGCACCUCAACAAGCACACCAAGUUCAUGUGGGACAUGAUCCAAGAGGUGUGUGGCUUUGCCCCCUAUGAGUGGGGCACCACAGAGUAGCUGCUCAAGGUCUCUAAAGACAAGAGGGCCCUGAAAUUCAUCAAGAAAAAGGUGGGAACAUAUAUCCGGGCCAAGAGGAAGAGAGAGGAGCUGAACAAUGUCCUCACAGCCAUGAGGAAGGCAGCAGCCAAGGAUUGA
Messenger RNA from Phyllostomus hastatus (greater spear-nosed bat), 318 nucleotides. Its product is annotated as 60S ribosomal protein L36-like. The record is from RefSeq and is a predicted model, not a curated record. Gene Ontology annotation, biological process: cytoplasmic translation. Gene Ontology annotation, cellular component: ribosome; cytosolic large ribosomal subunit. Lineage: Eukaryota; Metazoa; Chordata; Mammalia; Chiroptera; Phyllostomidae. Gene Ontology annotation, molecular function: structural constituent of ribosome.